Molecule: messenger RNA, 453 nt
Organism: Knipowitschia caucasica
Lineage: Eukaryota; Metazoa; Chordata; Actinopteri; Gobiiformes; Gobiidae
Source: the annotation of a GenBank genome assembly
AUGGAAUCCCCGGGUGGGGGGGGGGGGGGGGGGGGGGGGGGGGGGGGGGGGUGGGGGGGGGGGAGGGGGGGGGGGGGGGGGGGGGGGGGGGUUGGGGGAGGGGGGAUUGGGGGGGGUGGGGGGGGGGGGGGGGGGGGGGGGGGGGGGGGGGUGGGGGGGGGGGGGGGGGGGGGGGGGGGGGGGGGGUUGGUGGGGGGGGGGGGGUGGGGGGGGGGGGGGGGGGGGGGUGGGGGGGGUUGGGGGGGUGGGGGGGGGUGGUGUGUUGGUGAUUAUGGGUGGGGGGGGUUUGUGUUUGGGGAGGUUGGGGGUGGGGAGGUUGGUGUGGGGGGAAUGGGGGGGGGGGGGGGGGGGGGGGAGGGGGGGGGGUGGGAUGAGGGAGGGGGGGGUGGGAAAGAGAUAGGGAUUUUGGGUGUGGGGAGGGGGGGAGGGGGGGGGGGGGGGGGGAGGAGGUAG